AUGAAUUUCAAACAGGAGGAGGAGGCUCUUCCUGCAGAUCAGGAACCCAUCUCUUCCAAUGGUAGUAGUAGUGGUGAUGGUGGUGGAGUUACAAGUCAUAGCAGUAGUACGAGUAAUGUUAGUACUAACAACAAUACAAUCAACACAACAGUGAGUGCAAUAACGAAAAGGUACUUGCCGAGUCGAGGAUCCCCACCCAUGUUUCCAUCAGUAUCGGAACAAGAACCACAUUCGGACCAGGAGGGAGCAUCAGACCCAAUCAUUCAUUCAUCAUCCACAACAACAAAUUCGACCACUUCUCUUCCAUCAGCAUCAUCAUCCACAACAACAACUCUAUCCUCAUCACCGACCGAAACAAGGCGGAUUCUAUUAUUUCAAUUGAGCUCUUUGAUUGGAACUUUCAUAUUCUUUGUUAUAUAUGAAAUUUUGUUUUUAUCAAUUUUUGAAAAAUCAACCUAUGAUGACUCGAUCAAAUCGAGUCUUUGUUGGCUACUGUCCUAUGCUCUUUCGAUAUGGGCCCAAUAUGAAUUGCAUUGUCGAAUAGUUUUUGGAAAACGAACGAAUAGCUCAGAAUAUUGGCAAACCUUGUCACGGACUUAUAUUGUGUAUGGAAUUUCAAUGUUUGCGUCUACCAUACUGAAUUAUCUUUUGGUUGCACAAUUAGCUCUCAAUCAUAAUUUGGUUUGGUUUGUGACAUUGGUUGCAGUUGGUGUGUUAAAUUACUUCUCAGUUUCUCGAUUUGCCUUUGGAAAUGAAAUGAAUUUAAAUGGUCUGGGAGUACCUGGAACAGGUUCUUCCUAUUAUGUGUAA
Naegleria fowleri is the source of this 810-nucleotide messenger RNA. RefSeq lists its product as uncharacterized. The transcript has a single exon. Lineage: Eukaryota; Heterolobosea; Eutetramitea; Acrasida; Naegleriidae. Gene Ontology annotation, biological process: polysaccharide biosynthetic process. The record is from RefSeq and is a predicted model, not a curated record. Gene Ontology annotation, cellular component: membrane. The coding region runs from base 1 to 810 and encodes 269 amino acids.